AUCUCUAACCUAGAGUUGACAGAGUUACCUCGUAGUUACUCAAGGAGGGUUAGGGGUUUGUUGAAUUAGGGUUUAUCAAUACAAAACAAAGAUGAGAUUCAAUGAUAUUCCUUGAUAUCAAUUUUGCCCAGGGAGGCGGACGACGAGGAGGAGUGGAGGAGCAACACUGCAACGAAUAAUGGCUCCAAAGAGAGGGGUGAAGCCCGCGGCGCCGGCGAAGAAGAAGGUGGCCAAGGUGGUCAAUCCUUUGUUUGAGAAGCGGCCGAAGCAGUUUGGGAUUGGUGGAGCUUUGCCGCCCAAGAAGGAUCUGCAUCGCUUCGUCAAAUGGCCUAAGAUUAUACGCAUCCAACGCCAAAGACGCAUUCUGAAGCAGCGCCUCAAGGUCCCCCCUGCACUAAACCAGUUCACCAAAACCCUCGACAAGAAUCUGGCAUCAAACCUAUUUAAGAUGCUUCUGAAAUACAGGCCAGAAGACAAAGCUGCAAAAAAGGAAAGACUUUUGAAGAAGGCACAGUCAGAGGCAGAAGGAAAACCCAUUGAAGUCAAGAAGCCCAUUGUUGUGAAAUAUGGUAUCAACCAUGUAACGUACCUUAUUGAACAGAGUAAAGCUCAAUUGGUUGUAAUUGCACACGAUGUUGAUCCCAUAGAGCUUGUAGUGUGGCUCCCUGCACUUUGUAGGAAAAUGAACAUUCCUUACUGCAUUGUCAAGGGGAAAGCACGGCUUGGAACUAUUGUGCACAAGAAAAAUGCCACUGCUCUAUGCUUGACAUCUGUGAAGAAUGAAGACAAGAUGGAGUUUAGCAGGAUUGUUGAGGCGAUAAAGGCCAACUUCAAUGAUAAGUUUGAUGAAUACCGACGACAAUGGGGAGGUGGCGUUAUGGGCUCCAAGUCUCAAGCGAAAUCGAAGGCCAGGGAAAAACUUUUGGCCAAGGAGGCAGCACAAAGGCUGACUUAGGUUCUUAUUUUGAAUAGUUUAUGAACAUGUAUCCCAAAUUUGUUUUAGAGGGGUGAAAGAGUUAUGAAUUUUAAUCUCGUGUUGAUGAUCACUGUUUCCCAUUAAAUUUUCUUUGUACUGAAGAGUAUAAAUUUAAUUUUUCCUUUUUUAUGGUUAA
This is a messenger RNA of Cryptomeria japonica (Japanese cedar), 1112 nucleotides long. RefSeq names its product large ribosomal subunit protein eL8y. Gene Ontology annotation, biological process: ribosome biogenesis. The transcript has 6 exons. Bases 179 to 955 code for a protein of 258 amino acids. The record is from RefSeq and is a predicted model, not a curated record. NCBI's taxonomy places the organism in Eukaryota, Viridiplantae, Streptophyta, Pinopsida, Cupressales, Cupressaceae. Gene Ontology annotation, cellular component: ribonucleoprotein complex.